Messenger RNA from Podarcis lilfordi (Lilford's wall lizard), 12711 nucleotides. The record is from the annotation of a GenBank genome assembly. Lineage: Eukaryota; Metazoa; Chordata; Lepidosauria; Squamata; Lacertidae.
ACCGAGUGGCAGAAAACAGGUGGUAAAAUCUUCCCCCCUGGUCCUUCCUGCCUCCAAUCCAGAAAGUCCAGUCCAGUUUUCUGACCCCCCCUCAUUCCCUACCCACUUUGCCUGGGCAAAUAUAUAAAGGGCAGCCUUAAGAUUGUUGCACUUUGCAGAACAGGAUACAGCUGGCUUGUCUGCAGCUAACAGGUGAGUGGAGGCUGUAAGCCGGGAGGUUUUGAGGAUGGAAAGGGGCCCAUUGCUGCCUUUCAAAACUGCAGUCCCAAACUGAAAAGCUGUGAUUGUUUCCAUGUAUGUGUUAUUGUUGUUUAGUCGUUUAGUCGUGUCUGACUCUUUGUGACCCCAUGGACCAGAGCACGCCAGGCACUCCUGUCUUCCACUUCCUCCCGCAGUUUGGUCAAACUCAUGUUCGUAGCUUCAAGAACACUGUCCAGCCUUCUCGUCCUUUGUCAUCCCCUUCUCCUUGUGCCCUCAAUCUUUUCCAACAUCAGGGUCUUUUCCAGGGAGUCUUCUCUUCUCAUGCGGUGGCCAAAGUAUUGGAGCCUCAGCUUCAGGAUCUGUCCUUCCAGUGAGCACUCAGGGCUGAUUUCCUUAAGAAUGGAUAGGUUUGAUCUUCUUGCAGUCCAUGGGACUCUCAAGACUCCAUGUAUGUAGCCUCCAACAUUUCUCUGGUGAAAAUGGGGACAUCCCAAUGUUUAUCCAAUGAAAAUAGGGACGUCAUAAGGAGAAGUGGGACAUUCCGGGAUCAAAUCAGAAACCGGGACGGCUUCUGUAAAUCAGGGACUGUCUCUGGUAAGUAGGGACACUUAGAGGGUAUGUGUGUAGAGUUCUUAUCAGUGGUGACUGCCUUCUGAUAGCAAUGUCCUUCCAGAGUGGUAGCCAUUGCAGGGGAAAGCGUGGAGUCUUGUGGCACCUCAAGACUAAGAUUUUGUGGGCAAGAUGCAUCUGAUCUCUUUAGCUGAGUUACCUCAAGUGGGGCCAUUUCAUUUGUGCGAUGAAAUGGAUCCUUCCAGAAAUAGUCAACAAGGCUUUAUUGCAAUCCAGCUAACCUUCUCAGUCUCACACAAAGAAGGUGUGUGCAUGUAUUUGCACAAUCUCUCCCUUGUCCUGCUUUUGUGCCUCAGAUUCGCCAUCAGUUUCCAUCCAGGUGGCUGAGAGGAGUGUGGUUCUGUACACACCAUACAUUUAAAGUAUGUUGCUUUCCCCAAAGAAUCUUGGGAACAGUAUGCUGCCCCUCAGAGAACUACAAUUCCCAACACCCUUAACAAACUACCGUUCCCAGGAUUCUUUGGGGGAAGCAUUGUGCUUUAAAUGUAUGGUUCAUACGCAGCCGAAGUGUGAGGCUGGUGGCAGAGUUCUAGGUCUGUGGUACGGAGGGUUGAAGAAAAACAACAGAGGCUAAACUUCAGGAUGGCAGUGGAUAAUAUUCAAUUCUCAUUCAAUGAGAAUACCAGGCUAAAUGUGCACGAAAAUUGCAUCUGUUAGUGAAAAUAACAUUUAGAAAUGCUUUAUAGUUGGGGAGAUUGCUUAGCAAAACUGCAUGCAAAAACUGGUAUAUUAGAGGGGAAAUUGCCAAUGAAUUUUCAUGAAGACUUUAAAAAAUCAAAUCACAAACUGAUGUGGAGAAGUGAACUUAAGUUUGGAAAAAUGAGAAGUGUGAAUUUUGAAGGAUGCCUGCAGUUCACUUCACAUAUUGGUUUGAAGAAGCAUAAAUGCACCUUUAAAUGUUCUAUGUCUGGUUCAGUGCUUAUCAUGUUGAUAGAAUAUAUCCCAAAAUUUCCAUUGAAAUGAUGGUAUAUGGUGAUGUAGCGUAUUUUAGAGAAGCUGUCUGGAACAUGAAACCAGUCAAGAGAACCUAGGAGGCCAUUACUGCCUGGGAGUAGACACCAUAGAGCACGAUUUGUUUUACUUCAGAGUAAACACACAGGAAACGCAUUUGUUUUUAAGACAGAAAAUUGCCUGCAAAACCACCUUUCUCUCCAGCUAAAAUUCACACACUGACUACAAUGCACAAAAAGCCUCUGAAAUGAAAAUAACCAAUAUUUACUAAUUUCCAGGUACUGAACAUUAAAAUGACAAUAAAAUGUGUCAAUUGGUUCCUGUUUAGGAGAUACAAAGAUGGUCAUACCUUGAGCGCAUAAUUUCAUUUGGCAUCACUGUAUUAUUUGAAGAGAAACACUUAAUAUCUUUAGGUGCCAGGCAAAACAUUUCUCUUCAACCAGGCAUUUGGCUGAUUAACAUUCUAUGGCUUUUGAAAUGUGCUUGUGGGAAAGAGUUAUUUGUUUGUUUUUGCUUUAUUAAGUAUUUUGUAUUCUCAUUUUGUAUUUUUCUGUUGUAAACCACCCUGGGAUUUUCGGCUGAAGGGUAGUAUACAAUUUUAAUAAAUAACAAGAAGAACAAUGAAGGCAAACAGCCUCAAACUCUCUCUCAAUAAGGAGGGCAGUCUGGGUUUCAAAUAAUUGAUUCCAGCUAAUUAGGCAACUCUUUGACUAAAUGCUCCUAGCCAGAACGCAAGUACCUCCAGAAUUCUUAAACCCAUUUGCAACCCAGUACUGAUUUUGGGCUUUUAGUUCUUGGUAGGGCCAUAAGGCAAGGUGAACUGACCACCUCGGGCGGCAUGGUCCCCAGGGGCAGCAGAUCUUGUCUCCAAGGAAUGCAUCGCUUGCUGCUACGACAGCGAAGGUUUCAGCACGCUCCUUGGAGGAUGGACCUGCCGCCUCCUUGGCAGCCCAUGCCACCUCAACAGUGACCUCUUAGCGACUAGGGGGCACUGCUGAUCUCCUCCCACCCCUAGGGAGAAGGUGGUAGGGACUGCCCUCUGGGGUCUCCUGGGGUCUGCACCCAUCUGCACAAUUCAAAGUGUUGGUGCUGACAUUUAAAGCCCUAAAUGGCCUUGGCCCAGUAUACCUGAAGGAGCGUCACCAACCCCAUCGUUCAGCCCGGACACUGAGGUCCAGCUCUGAGGUCCUUCUGGCAGUUCCCUCACUGUGAGAAGUGAGGUUACAGGGAACCAGGCAGAGGGCCUUCUCAGUAGUGGUGCCUGCCCUGUGAAACGCCCUCCCUUCAGAUGUCAAGGAAAUAAACAACUAUCUGACUUUUAGAAGACAUCUGAAGGCAGCCCUGUUUAGGGAUGUUUUUAAUGUUUGAUGUUUUAGCGUGUUUUUAAUAUUCUGUUGGGAGCUGCCCAGAGUGGCUGGGGAAACCCAGCCAGAUGGACGGGUAUAAAGAAUAAGAAUAACUAUUAUUAUUAUUAUUAUUAUUAUUAUUAUUAUUAUUAUUCUGGCAUGUUCCUGAGCAGGCCUUGUCCCCUCCAUGCUAUGACCUUUGAUUUCCUUUUCAACCAUUGGGUCAGGUUGAUUUGAUUCCCCUACCCCUUGCUCUUAGCAUAGAUAAUUUUGUAGUUCACCUCAGGUGCCAAAAUGUCCUUAGGUCCUUGGUAAUGCUUGGAAGUUGUUUGGCUUGGUUUGGUGGAGAACCUAACUGGUUCUCCUUCACACCUUGAGUGCUUUGACUUGGCUGGAAGGUGCCCUUGAACUGUGAUCUUGCUCGUCUGAAUGGAGGACAGAGAGCUGAAGGUUGCCUGUUGUACAAAAGUAAAAUUUGCAUUGGUUGCUCCACCCACGCUUGUCUCUGGCCCUGCCCACUGCUGGCAUAUGGCCCUUGGAAGGUUGCCCAGAAGGGAACGUGGCCCUUGGGAUAAAGAAGUUUCUCCACUCCUGGAUUAGAUGGUAUUUAGCCUCUGAUCUUCAUCCCCUUCCAUUAAACAGAAGGAUGUAGGAAGAACCCUACAAGAUUGCACCCAGGUAAGGUGUCCUUGUGUCCUACUGUGCGGAGAGCAGCCUUCCAACCAAAGAGGCGUCAGAGGACAAACUUCUGUCCAAGGAUAGCUCUCCAAGCCAAGUCCACAAGGAGAUCAAGAGGGGUCUUGUAGUGGCUCAUCAACAGUUAGCAACAUCUGGCCAUCUCCCUGGUGCCAUGCAAUACCAAAACUGGUGGUUUCCCUCUUGGAGAGGGAGGGCGUGGCAAUGUGUACUCUGCAUAACAGGUUUGAGUCACAGAGCACUGGCCUGUUCACCUUCCUCUCCCUGCAAAACAACUCUGGAGGAGGCAAUGUGGAUCGCCAGGAAUCCCUGCAAUGCUGUCCUGAGGGUAUAGCUAGCUCCUCCAGUUAGACCUGCCCUUUGUGGAGCCAGCUAGGCAAGAACUGGUGCCUGAGGACAGGCGCUCCCAGACUGGAAAAAACAUACACACACCAGACCCAGCCAGGAACUUCCUCUUCCCUUCAAAUCUCUUAAGGACUUGGGUUGUUUGGCUCCAUAUAUACCCUGCCUUUAUCCAUAAAUUUGGGGCAGUUUUUUUCUUUUUCUAAAGACUGUCCCAUCAUACAAAUCCCUGCUCUGUUAGGUCUUAAUAUACACAAGUUUGCAUUUUAAAUUAAUCUGAAUUUCUGUUUGGCCACCAAUUUUUUUUCUGGUUCUGAGAUGGGUGCCAUCACCUGGCAUCCUUGCAUACCCACCUCAGCUUCAGCACCCCUGCAGAAGACCCAGUGCUGAUGCCUGCAUGGGUUCCCUUAAAAAAAAAAAAAGGUUCAGUAUUCUAAGCAGUUCCGGGCAACUGAAUUAAAAUUUGUCCUAGUUUUUCACAAUUGGUCACUCUUGAGCAUUGCACACAGGCCUCUGGUGCUAUUUUAGAAACCUGAUUUUCCCACAUUCUAGAAAAUGCAGGGUUAAAUGGUUCUGAAAUAUCUCAGGAGACACCAUGAGUCCAGGAGGCAGCACAGGACUGUUUGCAAAAGGUCUUUCAAACAGCCUGAUAAUGUUCUUUGAAGCUCUGAUUUUCAGGGGUUUGAGGAUCAAUGCUGGGAGGGAGAAAUAAUUUUCAACUGAAACUACUGCUAAAAAAAAUUCACCACCACCACUUCCAUUUUAACAGCUGUUUCAAUGGAAGCUGCUUCCUUCUCCUGGAGCAAUGUGCAUUCCUUCACCACCAACUAAUGGCCAAUUGAGUGUGCUUUGCUCCAGUAAAGGAACCAUCAGGAACUCCCUUUAAGCUCCUGAUCGGUCCUUCGAAGCUUGCCCAAAAUGGAAGCCUGGGCUGGAUGUUCCCCAUCCCUGCUGAAGAGAACUGUGAUUUGCUCCCUAUCAUGAAGCACUUUUCCUGUGCAAGAUGGGUCGGGGUGGUAAGUUCACUCCUGAGCACCAAAUCUGAUCCUCCAGACCAAGGUUUCCCAAACUCCAGCUGUACUACAACUCCCACCAUCCCUAUCUAGCAGGACCAGUGGUCAGGGAUGAUGGGAAUUGUAGUUCCCAAACAGUUGGAGUCCCAGGUUUGGGAAACCCUGCUCUAGACCUUUCUAUCUGACCCUUGGGGCACCUCCCACUGGCCUUGCUCCAACUUCUCCUCAACUGUUUUUGCUGGUUAGGAUGAAUUCUUGGAUGCUUCUUUCUCACCUGGGUGGAAGAUAAAGAGGAAUGUGUGAGUGUGUGUAGACACUGGCCUACUGUAGAAAGGUAAAGUUUACAUUUAUUGGUCUGCUUACUUUUGCCUCUGGCCCCACCCACCACUAGCAUGUAUGUGGCCCUUGGAAGAUUUCCAGAAGGGAUUGUGGCCCUCAAGCUGUCAAAGGUACUCUCCCCUCCCUCCCACCUGAGACAGGUAGCAACUGUUCCUGUUUAGGUCAACUGAGUCUCGAGUUCCUUGAUAAAAGGCCACUGAGUUGAUUCAUUGGAGUAAAAACAUAGUGGUGUGCCUUCAUUGCAAAGGAAGUUUUGCAUCCUGCCCUGAGCUCUUCUGACUCCCAGGAAUGUGGUGGAGUUCCCUAAAACCUACGUAUCUGAGUCCAUACCUAUUGGCUCAGUUACCUGCCUCCAGACACACUUAAAAUAGAAAACAGUUACUUCUCUUCAUAUACAAACUGUUAAAACAGUGAAACAUUAAAAUCGAUUUCUAGGAAUGGAGUACAAAAUAAAACAUGUAAUAAAACUCAACAUUUCAGCCCAAAAGCUCACGUCAACCCAAGAAGUCAGAAAUGCCAUAAUCAUGGCCAACGUUGAAAAGACUCUCAUCUCAAAUGCUGUGUGGUCUAACCUGAUAAAGAUGGUCUUUAGAUCAAUCUUGCCAUUCAAUCUUCUCCAUCUCUGCACGCUGUUGGAUACAGAUGUUUUGGAAGGAGUACUGGCAUAAGCAUUUCUCUUCUAUGCAAACUGAGACAGGAGUGGUGGAAUCAAACCAUAAUCCCAAGUCUUUCCCAUUGGCUUUUCAGGAUCACCUUCUUAUUUCUUUUGUGCUUUUCCACCUUCUACAGAACCUGAGCAGCUGUUGCAAGGAACCUUUCCUGGGAAACAUGGAGGAGAAGAGCUCAUCUUUUGUCGUGGGGCUGUUGGUGAUGGGCAAUGUGAUCAUCAUGGUGAGAGUGCUGAAGCUACCAUGUUUGUAGGUAGAAGGGGAACCCCUGGGUUUUUUGGCUUAGAAUCUGGUGUCUUACCUGGGGCACCACAGCCCCGCUAUCAGAACUUGUGUCAAAGGAGAACUGGCAUAGCUCAGUGGUGGAGCAUCUCCUUUGCUGAUCAAAAGUCCCCAGUUCAACUGUCUGCAUCUCCAGUUAAAAGGUUGACGGAAUAGAUAAUGGGCAAGACGCCUGCUGGAGAGCUACUGCCAAUCAAAGUGGAGAGCAUUUGGGCUGUGGGCCAUUCCAUCUGCAGGUCCCCAGAUGUUGCAACAUCUGGGCACCCACAGUUGGCAAAAGCCCACACCCCAAAUGCUCUCUACUUUGGCCCUAAGCCUUGAUCUUUGACCAUGAUGGUUGGGGGUGACAGGAGUUGGACAAGUCUGAGGAUUCAAGGUUGAGCUUAGUGGAGAAAUAGGGUUGUAUCCAAUGCCAGUCCUGCUCAGGGGAGACCCACUGAAUUUAAUGAGGCAGGUCUGUUAUUUCAUUGGGUCUACCCUGCUGGCUACAGCUCCUAUUUUGAACCUCCCACAAGGCAGCUUGCUAUAUCACAGCUUUCUCAUAUUUAUGCAGCUUGCGGGACUGGCGCUUUACGCAGAGUCUGUCUGGGUAACAGCUGAUCCCUACAAGGUGUACCCCAUCAUGGGAGUUACAGGCAAAGACGAUGUCUACGCAGGUGCCUGGAUCUCCAUCUUCACCGGCUUCUGCUUCUUCUGCGUGUGCGUAUUUGGCAUUAUCAGCCUUGUGAAUGGCAACCGCCUGAUGGUGUUGCUGGUGAGUAAAGCAGGGAGGAGGAAGGGACUUUACCAAAUGCUCAUCUUCCCCACCCCCCAUCCCAGCUGGAAUCUCCUGCCAAUCCUUAGCAGUGUUUGGGGGACAAGCGAUGGAGUCAGCUUUGAUACGCUUCCCCUUCUGGUGGGAAGAGGGCAAGAUUGCUGUGGGUGACAAUAUGGAAAACUGAAGGCAUCUUGAAAGAGAGAGCUGUGGUUCGUGAUGUAUGUUCCACCUUUCCCUAAACCCAGAGAGAAGUGGGGCUGGCAUCAGUGGCUUCAAGCAGGGCUUUGAAACAAACCCUCAAAACUUCAGUUUGGACUCCCCAGAAGCCUCUUUGUCUCCAGCCUUCAUGUUCUGCCUUGGGAAAGGAAGGUUGGCUUGCUAAGGCCCUAGCGGUCAGCAGUCUCCCUACCCGCUCACCUGGUUCUUUCUCCUUGUCUUCAGUAUCUGGUGCUGAUCCUGGUUGUCUACUUAUUUGAGUGUGCUUCUUGCAUCACGUCCUACACGCACCGUGACUAUGUAAGUACAAGCAGACCAGGGAGAGUCGCCCAACUGUGCCUGCCGCUGGCUGGAACUUGGCUCUGUCCAGUUUGAGAGAAAGGGUGGAUCUGUGUCCAGCCCACUAACCCCCAACCUAAUUUUCAGGUAGUGGCUGCAUCACCACAGGGAGGUGACUGGGCUGAACACCAGCAAAGGCAGAGCAGUUUUAAUUCUUAUCACAGCACUGGGCUAAGCAGAGAAAUGUUAGUCUCUCUGCUCUGUCCAGCACUAUGAUCAGGAGGAAAAAUCACCCAGUCCCUGCUCAGCAGAUGAUCAAUCUAAUGAUUGGGGAGGGGGGAAUAACCUUCCCUUAGCUAAUCAACAGUGUGUCUUCUGUGUGUGUUUGUAGCGAGCACCCAAGACACAACCACAUGUGACCUUUGAUAUUUCAUUGGGGGACUUUUCCUUUGUUUUUGUUUUGUUUUCCUCCCUUCAAAUUCCAAGACUCUGUUUGUCCUCCUGGCCUUGUGCUCCUUCUUGGAAAAGCCCAGAGGAGCCACAGAUACUGUCAGUAGUGCUGGUUUCGUUCUGCAAACUGAAUUGCACUUGUUGCAAUUUUAAUCUGAGAACCAGCCGCCCAGUUUUUGGCCUAUGCCCUUUGUGCAUAAGUGCAAAGCCCUCAUUUGGAUGGACCAUUGCCACAUGGAUGGCGCAGAUGAGACUAAUGCACUGGACUGGUCCUCUUGAAGCAUCCUCUGAACCAGCCCACUGUCUCUUAUGAGCCUAGGCUUUGCCAAGGGGGGGGCAGCUGCCCCCUAAAUAAAGUAAAUAAAUAGAAAUACUUAACUAACAGCUCAGUUCUGCCCCCUCCCUUCAGCGUAAAUCCUGGCUACUCCCAUGGUCCAGGUAGUUAGCAUUUCAAGCGCUGAAGCCUUUACAAAGAGGUUUUACAAGUAAAGCUAAAUUAGUUGGAGUUACUUUUUACGUGUCCCAGUUAGGCUGCAACCAUGGGAGCCUGGUGCGUAUAUUCUUGAAAAAUAUCAGAAGUAAGUGGGCUGUUACGUUUUUUUAAAAGUCUAUUUGGCCUAAUAAACUAAACACCUUAAGUGAUCCCAUUUCUCUCAUUGUAGAGAACCAACAAAACCUAGGGUCACAUCCAUACCACCCAUUAAAGCACAUUUAUAGCACUUUAACAGUCAUGGCUUCCUUGAAAGAAUCCUAGGAAAAUUAAGUUUACUCCUCACAGAGCUUAAAUUCCUGGCAUCCUCAACAAACUACAGUUCCCAUGAUUCUUUGGGGGAAGCCUAUGAUUUGUUUUUGCCUAAUCCCAUGAUCCCCCAUGAUAGUUUUUUCCUAACCCCAUGCUCAUUUAAGGCCUGUCACUUUUCUUCUCUGCCAGAAACCAUUGUGCCAUGCAUUUACACAAUCCACGUUCUUUACAAGCAGAAUGUUCAGAACAUAUGGGUCUUGUAAAGGCUGUGGGUGCUGGGGAAUGUGGCUGACCAGCAUUCUCUCUCCCUUCCCCACCCAAGGUGGUUUCGAAUUCCAAGCUAAUAACAAGACAGAUGUUGGCCUUCUACUCGGCGGACACUGACCAAGGCCGGGAACUCACCCGCAUGUGGGAUCGUUUCAUGAUGGAGGUAACCUGCCCCUUCCCAAACUACCACCUCUGGGUGGAGCAGAACUGCCAAGAGCUGACCAGCUUAUUGUUGUUGUUGACAACAAUUUGCUAAUGCUUCAUCAAGCAGCACAAGAGAUGUUGCCUUGGCAUGCUGCAGCUGGGGAAUCAUAGUCUUGUAGCGUUGGAAGGGACCAUGAGGUUCAUUGAGUCCAAACCCCUGCAAUGCAAGAAUAUUUCACCCAAUGUGGGGCUAGAACCCACAACUCAAGAGUCUCAUGCUAUCCCUCAAGAAGCCUGUCACCCUCCUAGGCUACCAGUUUCCUCAUACUGGUUUAGGCUGAUGUGAGUUGGAUAUCAAUAUCUGGAGGGUUAUAGGUUGCCCACCCCGGUGUAUGUCCACAUAAUCUUCUUCCUGCCUACCUCCUAAUAUAGGAACCUACCAUAAGCGAUGGGAGCAUCGGGGCAUAGCACAUCCAUGUUUCUGAAGGCAGUUGUUCUCUAUGUACAUGCAAAGUCUAGAUCUGCUAGAAAACUGAUUACAUGUUUGUACAAGGCCCUCUUGAAUAGGAACUUGAGAAGCUGCUUUAUGCCUUUGGGUCAGACUCUUGGCUCUCCUAGGCUUUGGACAGAAGUAUUUGCCUUCUCAUCCCCUGAUCAUUUCCACUGAAAACUUCCGGGAUUGCUUCUGGGCCAUCUGCAUACACGAUGUGUGUCAGCUCUUCUGCAAUCGACUGCCCUCCAUACAUUUUGGACUACAACUCCCAUCAUCCUUGACCAUUGGGCCAUGCAGCCAGGGGCUGAUGGGCGUUGUAGUCCAACAACCUGGAGAACACCAGAUUGGAGAAGACUGACAUUUGAUCUUCUUCUGAACUGCAGCCCUUCCCAGAUAUUUCUAGGAAGCCUGAACAGAAUAGCCUCUCCCCAUAUGAACCAACCCAGACCCUGCAAUCAUCAUGUGAGCCCCUUCUUCGUGUGCCCCUUCCCAGAGAAGUCCAGAGGGUGGCAACAUGAGAAUGAGCAGUGGAUCCUCGGUUGUGGAAUGCUCUCUCCAGGGAGGCUCACCUGACACCAUUAUUAUACCGUAUUUUUCGCUCUAUAAGACACACCAGACCACAAGACGCACCUAGUUUUUGGAGGAGAAAACAAGGGGGGGGGGAUUCUGAAUCUCAGAAGCCAGAACAGCAAGAGAGAUCGCUGUGCAGUGAAAGCAGCAAUCCCUCUUGCUGUUCUGGCUUCUGGGAUAGCUGCACAGCCUGCAUUCGCUCCAUAAGACACACACACAUUUCCCCUUACUUUUUAGGAGGGAAAAAGUGAGUCUUAUAGAGCAAAAAAUAUGGUAUAUCCUUAGGCACCAGGCGAAAACUUUCCUCUUUAACUAGGCCUUUGGCCUUUAACUGUCUGUGGCCUUUCAGAAGUAGAAGGGAUAUUUUUAAUGUAUUUCGUUAAAACCAAGAAGAAAUGUAUCUGUGUGGAGUUUUUUUGUCUGUUUGGUUGGAAGUCACUUUGAGUUGCCUUGGAAAAGAUAAAGUGACUAACAGAUUCAAUAAAUAAUAAUAGCCAGGGAAGGCAUAGCAAACAAGCAAGGGGUCCUCUGCCCAAAUAGCUACCGCAGUACGAGGUGUUAACACUAACUGGGAUGCUUUUUCCACCUCCAGCAAAAGUGCUGUGGCGCCAAUAAUCCCAUGGAUUGGGUGAACUACACCUCGGUCUUCAGAAGCAGGUACUCUGAGGUGGUGGCCCCUUGGCCCUUCUACUGCUGCAAGCGUGAUCGCAACUUUGUCAUGCUCAACGAAGAGGGCUGCAGACUGGGUCACGUCGACUACAUCCAUACCAAGGUACUGUGGUCCUCAACACCCUUCCCGAAGUUGCCUCCCAUUCCUGGGCAUCUUCAUGAGAAGUACAGAACUGUCUGCCCUGGAGCGAAGUCUCCCUCUCAAGGUCAAGACAGCCCUCCUUUUUGGCCCCCGGGGGCAAUUGUGGCACUCUCAGCAUCUCAGGGAAGAUCUCACUGGCUCUCCUCCCUUCCUCCCUUAGGGCUGCUUUGAGCACAUCAAGCACGCAGUACAGAGCUACGCCUGGGGAGUCUCUUGGUUCGGCUUUGCUAUCCUCAUGCUCACGGUGAGUCCUAACUUGAAGGGUUUGUUUGGGGAGGAGGUGGAAGGAAUUUGCUGCCACCAGAUGUGGGGACGGCCACCAGCUUGGGUGGUUUUAAAAAGAUGACUAGACCAUGGAGGAUGGGGCUGCCAAUGUUCACACCUAGUCAUGAUAUGCCUCCGAUUGCCAGUUCUUGGGGGCUGCAAGCAGGGAGAGUGCUGAUGUAGUCAUGUCUGGCUUGCAAUCUUCGCAGUGGCAUUUUGAAUGGCCAAUGUGACAACACAAUGCUAGACUAGAAGGGCCUUUGGCCUGAUCCAUCAAAGCAUUUAUGUUCAUGAAGAGAGUCAGUGGGCUUCUCUACACAACUUAUUCACCACUCAACCUGAUUUGCUUGCACAAAGAUCUCCUUUACAUUAUGCUGUAAUGUGGAACACUUAAUAACUCCUAAACUCAGUUGGAUUUAUUUUCAUUAUGUUUCAAUUCCUGUUAUUUCUCCCUUUGUUUGAAAAAGAGAAGCACGUCCUUGUGUAAUGACUUCCUUGUUGUCUCUGGUUCAGUCAGGAUUAAAAUAUUGCGUGCAUGUUUGACAGUUUAUGUGUAAAAGAAAUGAUGUGAUGGGUUACAGGAUCCUAUAUUUAAGUAUGUUGUGUACACAGCCCUGUGCAAGCCACCUUGAACUCCUCAGAAGAAGACUUCAAACAUGGGUGGCCAACCUUUGGCCCUCCAGAUGUUGCUGAACAACCCGGUCAUCCCCAGUCGGCAUGGCCAAUGGUCAGGGAAGAGUUGUAGUUCUGCAACUUCUGGAGGGCCAAAGGUGUGCCGAGUAAGCAUGGUGCAAAAGAAAUUGUAAUGACAUGGUUAAGGGAGGGUGAGUUGCAGUCAAUUUUGUCAUAUGUUGUCCUCUCUUCCACAGUGCCCUGUUGUUCUCCUGGCUAUAUACCACUACACUACAAUGUGAGGAAGCCCAGCUGCUCCAGCUGAAUUUGCCCUAUGAUGGGGAAGGGUGGAGCCAUCUUCCUACACCUCAAGGCAGGGCACAGCAUCCUGAUUCAUCCUUGCGAGGAACCUCCGUCGGGUUUCCUUCUAUAGUCACAGUGCACCAUAGCAUGUUCUGUAAGGCUGACUUGCUCCCCACAAACUUGACUGUGGCUGGCUGGUGUCACUGCCGGACACCUUUAACUCUGCCAUCCUGUCACUCAAGUGUCCUUUGGAGGAAUCUUCCUAACCUUCUUUUGUGAAACUUUUUUUUUAUUAAAAAGAAUGUACAAUAAAUAUUUGAAAUCCAGAAAAGGUA